Adelges cooleyi (spruce gall adelgid) is the source of this 905-nucleotide messenger RNA. It is a transcript of the gene SF2, whose product is annotated as serine/arginine-rich splicing factor 1. Lineage: Eukaryota; Metazoa; Arthropoda; Insecta; Hemiptera; Adelgidae. Bases 168 to 905 code for a protein of 245 amino acids. Gene Ontology annotation, cellular component: nucleus; cytoplasm; ribonucleoprotein complex. The record is from RefSeq and is a predicted model, not a curated record. The transcript has 5 exons. Gene Ontology annotation, molecular function: mRNA binding.
ACCGAUAGUUUGUCGAUUGUUUAAUAUUUGGCUAGUAAAUUUGCUGUUGUACCAAUCAUCGUCCUGCCUUUUUUAUCUCGUUAAGUUUUUCGGUGUUUCCGAUUUCUCUGAAAUCACGACUUCCAUUGCGUUGAAAAUUUUUAACGUAGUGCAUAACAAAAUAUAAUAUGUCGGGCAAUGACUGUAGAAUAUACGUAGGAAAUCUGCCACCGGAUAUACGGUCAAAAGACAUUCAAGAUUUGUUUUAUAAGUUCGGCAAAGUGUUGUUUGUCGAUUUGAAAAACCAAAGAGGACCCCCUUUUGCAUUUGUCGAAUUCGAUGAUCCAAGAGAUGCUGAAGAUGCCGUUCAUGCUAGAGAUGGAUAUGACUAUGAUGGAUACAGAUUAAGAGUGGAAUUUCCACGGGGUAAUGGGCCACACAGAGGUGGUGGUAGUGGAGGUGGCGGAAGUGGAGGUGGCGGUUACAGUAGAGGAGGUGCCAGUGGAGGAGGCGGAAGAACUAGAGGACCACCAGCAAGACGCUCCCAGUAUAGAGUAUUAGUUACUGGAUUGCCACCAUCGGGUAGUUGGCAAGACUUAAAAGACCACAUGCGAGAAGCCGGAGAUGUUUGCUAUGCUGAUGUUUAUAAAGAUGGAUCUGGUGUUGUAGAAUUUUUACGUUAUGAUGACAUGAAAUAUGCAGUUCGUAAAUUGGAUGAUACAAGAUUCAGAUCACAUGAGGGUGAAGUAUCCUAUAUUCGCGUUAAGGAUGAUUAUGGUGGUGGAAGUAGCCAUCGUAGUCGAGAUUACAGCCGAAGCCGGAGUCGUUCCAAUAGUUACUCUCCACGAGAUCGUGCUUCACCGACCUAUUCACCAGUGCACAAAAGUCGCAGUUAUUCAAGAUCCCGAUCCCGAUCCCGUUCAUAA